This is a messenger RNA of Scaptodrosophila lebanonensis, 2174 nucleotides long. RefSeq lists its product as uncharacterized. The record is from RefSeq and is a predicted model, not a curated record. The transcript is spliced from 2 exons. The coding region runs from base 64 to 798 and encodes 244 amino acids. Gene Ontology annotation, biological process: regulation of tube size, open tracheal system; septate junction assembly. NCBI's taxonomy places the organism in Eukaryota, Metazoa, Arthropoda, Insecta, Diptera, Drosophilidae. Gene Ontology annotation, cellular component: septate junction; membrane.
CAGCCAGCCAAACAAACAUUGGGACGGAUUCAGUGAAAAUUAAUUAAAAAUCUCACACAAAGCAUGCAAAAAUCUUCACAUUUUGCACGCGAGGAUUCCCAGGAGCAUCUACCCAGUCCACACCACACAGUUAACAUGAAGCGACGCACUCUGGCAGGCAGCUGUGGCGUUGGCGUCUUCGUCUUUGCGUUCGCUUUCAUUGCCAUUGCGUUUGUAACGCCCAGUUGGCUGGUGAGUGAUUAUCGUAUUACGGGUGCGAAGUUGGACAGGCUGGGUCUUUGGGUGCACUGUUUCCGCUCUCUGCCCGAUGUUAAUGAUGACAGUCAGCGCCGCUUCUUCGUCGGUUGCCGUUGGGUCUACGAUCCAUUUACCACAGGCUACGAUGAGAUUCGUGGUUUCCUGCUGCCCGCCUUCAUGAUUACCACACAGUUCUUUUACACACUUACCUUCAUUGGUAUGCUGGCCAGCGCUAUUGGUGUACUGGUGUUCUUCCUUUGCGCGGGACCGGAUCAGAAGCACUUCCUUACGCUUAUUCGUUCGCUAGGUUAUGUGCAAUUGGCCUCUGGUGUUAGUGCGGCCAUUGCGGUCAUUGUGUUUGCAGUGUUUGGCAAUCGUAAUGGUUGGAUGCCAGAGCAUGCGAACAAUUGGUUUGGUUGGUCGUUUGUGCUGGCAUGUGUGGGUACCGUCUUCACUAUAGUGGCGGCUACCCUAUUUCUAACCGAAGCGCAUGUGCAGCAUCGCAAACGUUUGCAGUUCAAGGAAUCGCAGACGCGUUUCGAAUUAGUGCGAGGAGGUUAAAAGCCUGAAACAGGCAUUCAAGCAACGUGACAAUAAUUUGGCAGCACCCGCACUACAUACUAUAACAAAAAAAAAAACAAACAACAGUACACGAAACAUUCCGUCCCCACGACACUUCAACGAAGAAUUCUCACCAUAUAAUUAAAUGUAGUUUUAGUCGGAAAAACAAUAGCGUCGAAUCUGGCGCUGACGCAGUAGUUGAAUGUUUAUGCAAUUGACAAUCCCCCUCGCAUAUCGCAUGAUCACCAGAGAACGCACAAGCAACAGACCAGAAGAGACUUUCAGUUGGUACUUAUGACUCAUUCAACAUCAGUUCAUCCAUAUAGUCGGCAGCGACAACAACAACAACGACCAAUGGCAAAAUCGUUAGAAGACUGACUGAAUCUGCAUACUUCUGCCAAUCUUCGUUUGAGAACAAAAUGAACUGCAACUCAGCAACGAAGUGAAUUUACACACAAAUAAUACCCAAAUAAUUUCAAUUAUGAUGCUCAAGUGAAUCAUUCCCGUUCGUUUAAAAAUAUUUACAUAUCUGAACUUACGCUCAAUUAGCGCACAAAGUUUCCAAUACCCCCUACCCAUUCAUACAAACAGUAAAGUCGAUUAGCUUUUGAUGGCGCAGGCACUUUGAACUGGCAAGAAAUAUUCGUCUAUGUAUAUGUAUUGUGCCUUAAUUAGUGAUCUGUUAUAGUUUAUAGUGCCUUUAUGAAAAUAUUGUUAGAUCUUACUACCUGUUCAAUGUGCCAUGCGCGUCAACUGGCAUCGACGUCCAAUUGGAUUGCAUAAACAUCUACUAACAUAGUGUUUUAGUUAAGUUUGCCCCAUGGAAAAAAUCCAGCCAUUUUAGGCAUUCCAAAAUGUUUUUUACACAAUUGUCUUUUUAUAUUCAUUAUUCUGUCAAUCCUUUGUCUUUUUGUAAAGGUUAAGAUAAUUCUCAGCCCACUUUUAAAACCCAUCCCUUUAAAAUUUUGUACUGUAUUCGAAUGUACUGUAUAAACAUCUACUAACAUAGUGUUUUAGUUAAGUUUGAACCAUGGAAAAAAUUGAGCCACUUUAGAACCCCAUACUUUAAGGCAUUCCAAAAUGUUUUUUACACACUUGACUUUUUAUAUCCAGUAUUCUCUGUCCUUUAUCUUUUUGUAAAGGUUAAGAUUAUUCUCCGUCCAAUUUUUUAAUGCAUACCUUUACAAUGUUGUACUGUAUUCAAAUGUAUUAAAUGUUUUACCAUAAGAUUGUUCUCCGUCCAAUUUUUAAGCCCACACCUUUACAAUUUUGUACUGUAUUCGAAUGUAUUAAAUGUUUGUACCAUAAAAGUGGCAUUUACAAACUGUAUACAAAUACCAUAUAUGUAACUUAUUUUGUACAAAUGAGUUCUUAGA